GCGAGACACAUGUCCAAUGGCCGGCAGCACACCCGCUCGCUCUGGAGGACAACGGUGGGGGAUUGCAAGCGUUUGGGCAUCGGUGUUUCUUGUUUUGGAGAGGGGGAAACACCGGAAAAGAACCCUCAUACGUGAUUUGAAUCUCUGUUGAGAUUGCGGGUUUAGGGUUUAUGUGAUUCGCUGCAAUCCCCUGCCCUACACCCCCACGGUGUGGCACCUGCACCCACUGCCUUUCUAUAAUAAAGCCGUCAGUUUUAUUCUGAAUUGUCGAUGUGGGAUUCGGGUCAUAUGUUUCUGAAUUGAGUAAAGCACCAACGGACAAAGUCCCGAGUGGACACGUGGCGGCGUUGGCAAAGGACCCGUCCGGCACCGUUCUCAUCCUUGAAAGACACUCAGAAAGAAGAUGGAAAGACGACUGUGAAGAUAAGAGAGAGAGAGAGAGAGAGAGAGAGAAUGACGAGCAGAGGAGGAGGAGGAGGAGGGAAGACUGUAGUAUGCGUGACGGGAGCAUCUGGAUAUGUAGCUUCAUGGCUCGUCAAGCUCUUGCUUCUUCGCGGAUACACUGUCAGGGCCUCUGUUCGUGACCCUAGUGAUCUAAAUAAGACAAAGCACUUACUUGCCCUAGAUGGAGCAAAGGAGAGGCUUCACCUGUUCAAAGCUGACAUACUGGAAGAAGGCUCUUUUGACACCGAGAUUGAUGGGUGUGAAGGUGUUUUUCAUACAGCCUCACCUUGUAACCUGUAUGUUAUGGAGGAGAAUGCACAGGCAGAGUUGAUUGAUCCUGCAGUAAAGGGAACAAUUAAUGUUCUUGCAUCAUGUGCCAGAGUCCCAUCUGUGAGAAGAGUUGUUUUGACAUCCUCCUCAGCUGCAGUAAUAAACAAUGGCUGGCCUCGAACACCUGAUGUGGUAGUUGAUGAGACUUGGUAUAGCACGCCCGAUGUUUGUAAGAAAAUGAAGGCUUGGUAUCCACUUGCAAAGACUUUAGCGGAGGAUGCUGCUUGGAAGUUUGCCAAAGAGAAGGGUAUUGACAUGGUUGUAAUGAACCCUUCAUUAUGUAUUGGUCCUCUAUUGCGGCCAGCCCUUAAUGUAGGUGCGACUGAAAUUAUGAAGUUAAUAAAUGGUGAAUCAUUUCGAAAUUUUUCCUUUGGGUGCAUUAACAUUAAAGAUGUGGUGAAUGCACAUAUUCAAGCAUUUGAGAUACCUUCAGCUAGUGGAAGAUAUAUUUUGACUGAGAGAGUUGCACACUUGUCUGAAAUUAUGGAGAUAAUAAGGAAGCUUUUUCCUGAUUUUCGACUUCCAGAAAAGUGCGAGGACGACAAGCCAUUUAUGCCAAUUUACCAGGUAUCCAAGGAGAAGGCGAAAAGAAUUGGCAUUGAUUUCAUCCCUCUUGAGCUGGGCAUCAAGGAAACGAUUGAAAGCUUGAAGGAAAAGGGGCGUCUCGAUGGCUAAGUUUUCAGAACAGACCAAGAUUGGCACCUAUCUUGUUGUAUAGUGCAAUGCUAGCUAGUUUCAAACUUUCAAUAACUUCUGUCUGCUUGAGAUGAUAUUAUCCAAGAAUUUUAGUUGAGCAUUCUUCACUCACCAGUAGGGAAAGAGAAACUUGUAUAAACCAUGGUUUUACGCUGUUUUGUGAUGGUUUAAAACGUUUAAGUGUCUUCUUAUAUAUAUAGAUAUGUAAGAACUCUACAUUUAAUUUUA
Messenger RNA from Diospyros lotus (date-plum), 1698 nucleotides. Its product is annotated as phenylacetaldehyde reductase-like. Gene Ontology annotation, molecular function: oxidoreductase activity, acting on the CH-OH group of donors, NAD or NADP as acceptor. The transcript has 6 exons. The coding region runs from base 454 to 1449 and encodes 331 amino acids. NCBI's taxonomy places the organism in Eukaryota, Viridiplantae, Streptophyta, Magnoliopsida, Ericales, Ebenaceae. The record is from RefSeq and is a predicted model, not a curated record.